AGAGCUUGCCUUCAACAAUCCUCACAAGCUGUCAUUUUCGUAUCUAUAACAGGAGACUAAUAUUUGCCCUAUUUCAUGAGGUUAUGGUAAAAAUUAAAAUGAUGAGAUAAUGUAUCUGAAUGUUUUGUAUAAUGCAGCUGGAUGUUUCCUGGGCCACUAAGAAACUGGGUCUGAACAGACCUCCAGGGCCUCUCCCAUCUACAUCUGCGUGUCUGUAAAGAGAACAGACUUUGGACACCAAGUAUGAGUGCAUGACUUUACUCUUCAGUCACAGACUUGCAUUCCUAAGACGACUUUUAUAAGGUCGAAGAAUACAUUGAAAAGAGUCCCAAUAUAAUAACACAACUAGUGGUGACCAAGUCAGGUUAGGUCUAUAUCUUCAGCUUUCUUUCAGCCUCUUUUUUUCCAUCACUGCCUUAUUUCACUACCAUCUCUUCUCCAUGGCUGCAACAGUCUCCUCACAGUUCUCCUGCUCAUUGGUAUCGCCACCCUGUCACUCAAGUCUUGAUGAUGCCACUCUUUUGAUUAAAAUCCUUCAGUGUCUUCUAAUCACCUAAGAUAUAAUCUAAAUGUCUUAAUUUGGGUCUCCAUCUACUAUGCCAGCCCUGUCUGUUGCCACUUCCUUUGCAUACCCUAAACUACUGCCUUGAGAUGAUUCUCAAUGCUUUCUAGGUGAGCCAGGCUCCCCGAUGCCCCAGGAGUCUUUGUAAUCUUUUCCCUCUGCCUGGAAUGCUUGUUUCCCUGUCUAAUUAGAUGGGCAGUCACUACUCAUUCUUCAGAUCCCCAAGUAUUUUCUCUGAGAGCCUUCUCUGCCUCCGCUAGACAGGACUUCAAUAUCACAUUGACUAUAUUUAUGCAUACUGGUAUGAUGGCAGGACUUGUGUUUGUAUGCCUGGUUCUUUGCUAGAUGUGAGCUACGAGAGGGCAGGGCCUCAUCUCAUCGUGGUGAUCAUCUGGCACAGCAUUUGGUAUGCUGAGAGUUGGAUUGAUUUGCAUAGCAUUCCUAAACUUACUCGCUGUGCAACCUUGGGCAUGUUACUUACCUCUCCGUGCUUCAUGUUUCCAUAUCUGUAAAAACAGUGCUGAUAAUACCCACUGAGCAGAAUUAUUGUAAAGACUACAUAGAAAAACUCUUGCGAAGCUCCUGGAAUAUAGUUGGCACUUAGGACAGACAUCAUGGCUAUACGGAUGCCCUUUACAAACAUUUGUUGAAUCAACUCAGCAGAACUCGGGAAGGGUGCUAAUAAUUAUUAUACUAUACGCCUAUUAGGUGCCAAACACUGUAUUAGAAAGGGUUGCUGUGUUCAUGGUUUAAGUAAGAGUCUUAAUUGUUGUUCUUUAGGGACAAAGGUACUGAGCCCCCCAAAAUAGUGGGGACGCGUCGCUCACUGAGCUGUUUGGUAAGGACUCAAUGCGACGUCGCCCCCUGCCCCUCGCUGAUCGUAGCCUGAGGGCAAACUCCAGCGACCCUCACGAAACCAACAUCACUCGCGUGUCCUCAGCUUGGCUUGCUCUGCUCUUCCGGGGAGCAGUAGGCUUGCAGCCCCACAGCCCCGCAGCCCCGCCAGGUUCUCAGCAGGCCGCUGCCACGCUCUCGCUAGAUGGAGUAGCCCCGAGUUCCUCUUGCCACGGGGGCGGAGCCUGCGGCGGCGUGCUAUCGUCACUUCCGGCGAACCCGGAAGCGCCCUUGUCGGGCCGCUGUAGUUAGGAAGUCGUGAUGGGGUUGCGCUCAGCCUAAACCCUUGGCGGACAGUGGGCCGAGGGCCCGCAGGGGCUGCUGUGGCCCGGGCGGGCAGGGAGCGCAGAGCGCAGAGCGCGGAGCGGUUCCUGGGACAGUGCGGGGGAGCCCUGGCUGUGUGCUCCUCUCUUGCCCGCGUCGCCCCGCCUCUCGGUGGGACCCGCCCCCGCCCUCCGUGCCCGGGACCCGGUGACGCUUCUGCCAGGCUGCCCUGCCGCCCCGCGUCGGUCUCGGACAGCUGGGAGGAGCGCGUGUGCGGCCGCGGGGACCACAACGCCCUCCAGCGUCUCCGCCACCCUUUCCCGGGCUGCUCCAACGCUGACGUGGAACAACCUGUUCUGAAUCCUCAUGGAGAAGUUUGGAAUGAAUUUUGGGGGUGGCCCCAGCAAAAAGGACCUGCUGGAGACCAUUGAGACGCAGAAGCAGCAGCUUCUCCAGUACCAGGCACGUCUCAAGGAUGUGGUUCGCGCCUACAAAAGCCUCCUGAAAGAAAAAGAGGCGCUAGAGGCCAGCAUCAAGGUGCUGUCAGUGUCCCACGAGGCGGAUGUGGGCCUGGCAGAUGGCCAGCCUCCAGGCCCCCUCACUUGUCCUGACAACGUGGAUGACCGAUGCUCCACGCACAGCGAGGAUAGCACUGGGACCGCCACCAGCUUGGAUACUGCAGCCAGCCUCACUAGCACCAAGGGUGAGUUUGGGGUAGAAGAUGACAGACAGGCCCGUGGACCACCACCUCCAAAGUCCGAGGAGGCCAGCGGGUCGGAGAGUGGUGUUAGCAGUAGCAGUGGGGAUGGAUCGUCUGCAUGUGGGGAGGUGGACAAACGAUUGCACCAGCUGAAGACUCAGUUGGCUACUUUGACCAGCGCUUUGGCCACAGUCACCCAGGAGAAGUCCCGCAUGGAAGCUUCUUACCUGGCUGACAAGAAGAAGAUGAAACAGGACUUAGAGGAUGCCAGUAACAAGGCAGAGGAAGAGAGGGACCGUCUGGAGGGAGAACUGAAGGGACUGCAGGAGCAGAUAGCAGAAACCAAAGCCCGACUUAUCACACAGCAGCACGAUCGGGCCCAGGAACAGAGUGACCAUGCCUUGAUGCUGCGUGAGCUCCAGAAGCUGCUGCAGGAGGAGAGGAUCCAGCGCCAAGACUUGGAGCUUCGGUUGGAAGAGACCCGAGAAGCCCUGGCAGGGCGGGCAUAUGCAGCUGGUCAAGUGGAAGGGUUUGAACUGCAGACCAAACAGCUGACCCGUGAGGUGGAGGAGCUCAAAGGUCAGCUGCAGGCUCUUCAGGAUGAGAAGAAUCAGCCAGACCCCCGGCUGCAGCAGCUGCAGGAAGAGGCCACCUGCCUAAAGAGCCAUUUCCAGGCUCAGUUGCAGCAGGAAAUCAGGAAGACAGCCCUCGCAGAGGAUCAACUACGUCAGCAAUCUCAGCUGGAAGAGCAGAGAGUGGCAGCCCUGGAGAACCAAAUAUCCGAGGUGUCAGAGCUGCUGGGCACCUAUGAGAAAGCCAAGCAGAAGGACCAGCUGGCCAUCCAGAAGCUGAAGGAGCGCAUUGUGCAGCUGGACCUGGAGAACAAGACGCUGGCGCUUGCAGCCUCCAGCCGGUCCCCUCUAGACAGCCAUGGAGAAGAGUCCAGUCUGGACGUGAAUGUCCUGAAGGACAAGAUGGAGAAGCUGAAGAGGCUACUGCAGGUGGCAGCCAGGAAAAGCCAGGUGACCUUGGAUGUGGAGAAGCUCUGCGACCUGGAGAUAAUGCCCAGCUCCGAGGCCGCCGAUGGGGAGAAGGCUACUGCGCUCUAUUACCAACAGGAGCUAAAACAGCUGAAGGAAGAGUUUGAGAGGUACAAGGUGAGGGCCCAGGUCGUCCUCAAGAACAAGAACACCAAAGACGGUAACCUGGCCAAGGAGCUGGAGGAAGCCCAGGAACAGCUUGCAGAGCUCAAGGAGAAGUACAUCUCCCUGCGUCUGUCCUGCGAGGAGCUUGAGCGCCAGCACCAGCAGGAGGCGGAGGACUGGAAGCAGGAGCUGGGCCGGCUGCAGCAUCAGCACAGGCAGGAGCUGGAGCGGAGCCAGCUGGAGUUCAGAGACCGCACGCUGAAACUGGAGGAGGAGCUGCACCGGCAGCGGGACCGGGCGCUGGCCGUGCUGGCUGAGAAGGACCUGGAGCUGGAGCAGCUGCGUUCGGUGGCCUUGUCCUCCGGGCUGCCGGGACGCAGAAGCCCUGUGGGUGCUGGCGGUCCUGGGGACCCGGCCGACACCGCCUCCCCGGAUAGCCUGACCCAAGCACUUCAGUUAGCUGCGGCCAACGAGCCCACUUUCUUCCUGUAUGCUGAGCAGUUGGCCCGCAAGGAGGUGGAGGUCACACUGCUGAGGAAGCAGAAACACAGGCUGGAGAUCGAGGUCCGGCAGCUGCAGGAGCGGCUGCUGGAGGAGAGGGAGCGGCAUCACGAGGAGGUCGGGGUCCUGCAGAGCCACAUUGAAAAGAACAUCAGGGACCAGAGCCGGGAGGGAGCCAACCUGGAGUACCUCAAAAACAUCAUCUACCGCUUCCUGACCUUGCCCGACAGCCUGGGCCGCCAGCAGACGCUCACAGCCAUCCUGACUAUCUUGCAUUUCAGUCCAGAGGAGAAACAAGUGAUAAUGCGGCUCCCACCCAGUGGGAGCUGGUGGUCUUCUGGCAAGAGAUGAUGCUGUUUUCAUUGAGUCCGGAAAUCUCUGUGCCUCAUACGUGGGAAGGGACAGGCUCUGGUUUCUACUGCCUCUUCUCUUAGCCUUUUCUUUCUUCACUGUGUUGAACUGGGAGGAGUCUUCAAAGUAGGGUGGGAUUUUCCGCCAAAUGCUAUUAACGCUGCUUUCCCUGUGGGCCCUAGAGACCCUGGAAGUGUUGGGACCACAUCUUCUGGUGGUGUGUAUAUGACGGGGAGAGGCAGGGAUUGAGAGGUGCAAAAGUUGGGGAAGUGGUGAGAAUCUUUAUGAAUAAGACCUUUUUGUUUUAAUAUUAUGCUCCUAGUGCAGAGCCAGGAGUAAAUGUGACUCCAAAGGGAGUUCAGUUAAUUUCAAAACACACACAAGGACCAGCUGUUUUCUCCAUCAGUACAACCUGAGUCUGGUCCACUGCUGCCCCAAUUCUCUGGGGACUUGAAUCCAGGCUAAAGAGGGACCAGGAAAUUUUAAAUAGUGACAGCUUGCCCACUACUCCAAAGGGCCUAGGAAUAGAUAUUCCAUCCUGGAACCGGGAAGCUUGGUUUAGUGAGGGCUGGGAACAUCCUAACCAGUCUGGACAAAACACAAAUUGUGUAAACACAAUUUACAUACAAUGUGACGAUCGUAGAGAGAGCCCUGAGCACCAGUUCGAUCUUAGGGAUUUCCCGAGUGACCUGCUUUUGGUCGGGAUAGGGUUAUCAUAGACGCUGCACACUUUUCCCUGCCUUACCCUGCCUGCCUAAGGUUGGCCUGAAAUUGUGAGCGAAUGAAUUUGCUAUCUUCAGUGUUGAACUUCCAUUGCGAAAACAAUUCUAGCUCCUUACAGAGAGGGGUCUGAUCAGGAAGCUCUGGUCCUGCCUCGAUGCAAGGAGUUAGCUCAGAGAUGGAUAGGGCAGAGGAGGAAGCCCUGCUGCAGAGGAUUCCAGAACAUUGCUGUGAACCUCAGAGGAAAGUGGCGGGAGCUCAGCCGAGGCAGGGCCGGGCUGCUGGCUGCUCCGUGGAGAGCAUUCUGGCUAAAUCUCCACAUCUCUGCAGCCGGAGUGUUCAUGGGUUACUGUCCCCAGGGUAUUUCGCCCACUCCCUUAGGGAGGUAAUUGAGUUUCAGUCCACAGCCCUCUUCCCCACUCAUGUUACUAUAACUUUUCCUCCUCCUGCCGAGUUUCUUACACUUGCUGUUGCGUAAGUAGGUUAUUCUGCACUUCAGGAAAGGAGGGACACAGAAUUCCAAGUCAGGCACAAACAGUAUCUAUUCGUUCCAUGUCCCAUGUGCUCUUGCUGGUUUUAGAGAUCUCUGGGUCCUAAAGACCAAUGCUUUUGCCACUCACUGAACUAAUAUGUAUUUUUCUGUUAUUUCAUCAUAGAGAUCUGUUUUGUGGGGGUUUAGGGUACAGAAGACUUUGAUUAAAUGUUCUGGUUGGGAGGCUGGGUGACCUGGACUAUCUACAGUGAGUGGACUUUAAUGGAACAGAAGUGAUGUGUUCAAAUGAUAAUAACAUAAACUGUGGAAUUAUUAAACCUGUACAACUUGA
This is a messenger RNA of Hipposideros armiger (great roundleaf bat), 5961 nucleotides long. It is a transcript of the gene GCC1, whose product is annotated as GRIP and coiled-coil domain containing 1. Lineage: Eukaryota; Metazoa; Chordata; Mammalia; Chiroptera; Hipposideridae. Gene Ontology annotation, cellular component: Golgi apparatus. Bases 2087 to 4417 code for a protein of 776 amino acids. The transcript is spliced from 2 exons. The record is from RefSeq and is a predicted model, not a curated record.